CUUCUAAAAUAGUCACUAAGACUAUAAGCGUUAAUUUAGUUUGGGUGAACGACGAACCAAACGUUUCACAGUUCGGAGUGAGAGUGCGCCAGUCAUAAUCAUUAAGGCGAAAAUAAUGCAAUAAACUUGUAAAGUACUUGUAAAACUUGAAAAAGUAUUUAAUAUAAAAAUGUGGAUGAUUGUGUUUAUAUUUUCAUUAUGGAUACAAUUUAGUGUCCCUGCGUUCUUGACCACAUAUAUUUCAGCACAUGAAGAUUAUCACAUAGCCGGUAUUUUCACGAAGUCUUCGACCAUUCAACGUAAUGCAUUCAACGAGAGUUCGAUUUCUGCUACGUACCAGAAUCGAAGAUUACAAGCUGUUAUCAUUGAACCAAUAAGGGCUGAUAGUUAUUCGGCUUGGAGAGCACUAUGUAAUAAAAAAGGCGUACAGCCUGUAGCGAUAUUUGGACCACAAGAUGAAAUAGCCGACGGUGCAGUUCGUGACCAAUGCGCCUUAGUUGAGAUCCCGCAUAUUCAGGCAGCUUGGCAGCCUUACGACCCUGACUUAGAACUCAUCACACAGCCUGCGCAAGAAGAAAUUGAAAAAACAGACCCUGAAGAUACUCUUGAAGGAGAAGAACCGGGAGAAGAAGAAGAAAAAACUGAAGAAAGUGAAGUGGAAGAUGAAAUGCCAAAGUUUAAAAAGAUAACGAUAAAUUUCUUUCCCGAUUCUGAUGAAAUUUCUAUAGCGUUUGCAAACCUUUUGAAGUAUUACCGGUGGGAGAGCUUUGCUGUUCUUUAUGAAGAUGAGUUUGGGUUGUUACGUAUUCAAAAGAUACUCGCUCUAAUGACGACUGAGUUCCCUGUUGUCGUUAGGAAGCUGGAUCCUGAUGGUGAUAACUACAAUGUUUUAAAGGAUCUCUUAGCCUAUCAACAGAGCCGCUUUCUCUUGGAUUGCCACGUAGAUCGAAUCAAGAAGUACAUAGAAAUUGCUGGCGAACUUGAUAUGCUCAACCAUUAUCAGCACUACAUAUUUAUGUCUCUUGAUACUGGUAUAGUAGCUGACGAAAACUGGGUGCUGAAUGUUCGAUCCAAUGUCACCUUUCUCAGUUUGACGAAGUUCGAAGAACUGCAAGACCCGCAGAAUCGCCUUGCAUCGCGUGUUGGGAAAUGGAAAGCUACAGGAGGAUCUCCACCAGUCAACAAAUUCCCGUUGGAGUCGUUAAUUAUCGAUGACGUAGCAAACCACGUGGUUCAAGCUGUUAAAAACGUGGAGAUAAAAGUGGCAAAUGACGCUGGUUACACAGACUCCAGUCUUCUAAGCACAACUCAAUUCGCAUGUGGUAAUGAUGCAAAUAAGUGGGAGUAUGGUGCUUUAGUUCAGCACGAAAUAUUAAACACCACGACAAUGGGUAUAACAGGGAAUGUGCAAUUCGAUGACAAUGGAAAAAGAAUAAACUAUAUUCUAUACGUGACUGAAAAACAAGUGAAGCAAAAGGUAGGAGAACCUGAUGUGACCUGUGUGUUUGAGAGCAUAGCUCGAUGGAAUUCAGACACACAACAAAUUAUCGAUGACAGAAAUGAAACUGAGAUCGUCAGUGCCGACAUAAAUCGGCACACUUUUAAAAUAAUAGCAAAAGUGAGCAAACCUUUCUUUUCUAAAGUAACUUGUGAUGGUAAAGAAUGUCCUGAAGAUUACGAUGGACCUAAAUACGAGGGUUUCUCAGUAGAUCUCGUAGACAAUAUUGUUCAAAUAUUGAAGAGAGAAGAAGGAAAAGACUAUGAUUAUGAAUUUAUCUACGACCAAACUAUAGAUUAUGGAGAAUAUGACACUAAAACUAAAAAAUGGAACGGGUUAAUUGGACAAUUGCUGGAUAAGAAAGCAGACUUGGCGGUGUGCGAUUUAACAAUAACAGAGCAGAGAAAAAACGUUGUAGACUUUUCCGUACCUAUCAUGUCUUUAGGUAUCAGCAUUCUCUACAUUCAAGAACGUCAAGUGUCACCAGACACGUUCUCUUUCUUAUAUCCAUACUCUAUUGAUGUAUGGAUGUAUAUUGGUACAGCAUAUUGUAUUGUUUCUGUUGUUCUUUAUCUAUGCGCUAGGAUAUCGCCAGCAGACUGGGAAAACCCGCAACCCUGUGACAAGGAUCCGGAAGAAUUAGAGAACAUAUGGAAUUUCAAAAAUUGCGCCUGGUUAACUAUGGGUUCCAUCAUGACACAAGGAUGUGACAUUUUACCUAAGGCAUUUGGCAGUCGCUGGGUAUGCAGCAUGUGGUGGUUCUUCGCUAUGAUAGUGUGUCAAUCGUAUAUCGCUCAGCUGUCGGCCUCUAUGACAUCUGCUUUAGAAAACGAACCCCUCAAUGGCGUUGAAGAUUUACCUAAUCAAAAUAAAAUUCGUUUCGGAGCGAUUAAAGGCGGUUCUACUUUAGAGUUCUUUAAGCGUUCGAAAGACAAAACAUACAAAACAAUAUACGAAGUCAUGAGUAAGAAUCCAGCAUUAUUGGUGAAAACUAACGACGAAGGAGAAAAAAGAGUAAUCAGUGGCAACGGAAAAUAUGCAUUUUUCAUGGAAUCGAGUAAUAUUGAUUACAAACUCAAGAGAAAUUGUAAUUUGAAGAAAGUUGGUGAUUUGUUGGAUUCGAAGGACUACGGUAUUGCUAUGCCUGCAAAUUCUCCCUUCCGGAAGAUAAUAAACAAUGCAAUAUUGAAAUUAAAGGAACUCACCAUAUUAAGCAAUAUAACAGAUAAAUGGUGGAAUGAAAUGUACGGAGCGAAAGAUUGUUCUGCGGGUAAAGAAGACGCUCAAGACGAUAUAGAGGGCGACAUGGAAUUGGAAAACCUAGUGGGAUUGUUUCUGUUGACGGUCUUGGGGCUCAUCAUCAGUGUGCUCAUCACAGCCGGUGAAUUCAUGAACGAAGUGCGGAAUAUCGUUGUUCGUGAGCAGGUAUCUCACAAAGAGGCGUUUGUAAAAGAAUUAAGAGCAUCGCUGAACUUCUCACAAACUCAGAAACCAGUACUACGAAACCCUAGUCGAGCGCCAUCUAUGGUUAACUCUGAGAAAAUAGAGGUGCCUCUCAACCCUGAAGAGAAGAAGGAACGACGAUCUGCUGCCUUAGAAAACUUUCUAGAGCAUUGCUAAAAUAAUACAGCAAGAAAAUCUCACAGUGAUUGAACUCUAGAUGGAUACCACUAACUAAGAUAUUAAAUAUCGUACAUCCCCCAGCAAAUAACACAUUUGCAACACAAAGGUUCUUGAACUUAGUAUCGCGAAUUUUUGUAAUCAAUGGUAACAUUUUUUUUCAUGCGGUCCAUGUGAUUAGUUGCCGGCUGAAAUACUAAACAUCUGACUUGUAAUAAUAGAAUCUGAAUUGUAGUAAUAAAAUAUAUCUACUCGUAUAAUGUGAAAUUUGAAAACCGUUAAACUCUCGCCCGUUUUUUAUCAAAUAAUUUAAUAUUUUUGUUGUUUUCAACACGUAGCUUGUAUUAUAAGCUUGAAAUAGAAGAUUGUUAAUUUAAUGUUUUCAUGUAAGUGACAGAUAUCGUAAUGAGAAUAAAAGAAACUAGUUUUGUUUGUAAAGAUUUCAUAAUUUAUUUUUUAGAUACAUUUUACUAUUUUA
Hyposmocoma kahamanoa is the source of this 3596-nucleotide messenger RNA. Its product is annotated as glutamate receptor ionotropic, kainate 2-like. Gene Ontology annotation, cellular component: plasma membrane; postsynaptic membrane. Gene Ontology annotation, biological process: monoatomic ion transport; synaptic transmission, glutamatergic; modulation of chemical synaptic transmission. The transcript is spliced from 16 exons. Gene Ontology annotation, molecular function: glutamate-gated receptor activity; transmitter-gated monoatomic ion channel activity involved in regulation of postsynaptic membrane potential. The record is from RefSeq and is a predicted model, not a curated record. The coding region runs from base 170 to 3118 and encodes 982 amino acids. Lineage: Eukaryota; Metazoa; Arthropoda; Insecta; Lepidoptera; Cosmopterigidae.